This is a messenger RNA of Guyanagaster necrorhizus, 888 nucleotides long. RefSeq lists its product as uncharacterized. Bases 478 to 888 code for a protein of 136 amino acids. The record is from RefSeq and is a predicted model, not a curated record. The transcript has 3 exons. Gene Ontology annotation, cellular component: cytoplasm. Gene Ontology annotation, biological process: tryptophanyl-tRNA aminoacylation. Gene Ontology annotation, molecular function: tryptophan-tRNA ligase activity. NCBI's taxonomy places the organism in Eukaryota, Fungi, Basidiomycota, Agaricomycetes, Agaricales, Physalacriaceae.
CUUUGAUGUCCCACUGGUGGUACAGCUCACAGGCACGCAUCUGGCAUGUUUUACUUGAAUGUUUCAUCUGAUUGACGAAAAAUUCCUAUUCAAACAAUCGCUAAAGCCGUAGCAGACCAAAACGUUUGGAGGACAGAACGCCCGAGAUAUCGUCCCUGUUGGCUUCGACCUUUCAAAAACAUUCAUAUUUAGCAAUUACGAUUACACCUCAGGUCCCUUUUAUGAGAGUACCUGAAAGAUCUCCCUAUAGAUCACUUACAGCCUAGCCAAGGCUACAUUCGGGUUCAAGUUUACCGACUCUGACAAUGUCGGUCAAAUUCAUUUCGCUGCCAUCCAACCCCCUACCUUCUCCACUUUUUUCUACAUGUAUAUGACACUAUCUCCGACAUCCCUUUCCUUAUUCCUUGAGCGAUCAACCAGGAUCUGUAUUUCCGUCUUACAAGAUACGUCGUGCAGAAACUCAGGUACCCGAAACCGAUGACGCUACGUUCCAAAAAUUGCUCCGCGCUACAAGGAGCCCAGACCAAGAGAAGCGCCAGCGAUCCCAACUCCUCUAGCUACGUGGGUGACAAGCUGGUGCAGAUCGAAAACAAGAUAAACAAGCACGGGGUUUCAGGUGGCGGGAGAGGAACAUCGCCGCUACCAAUAUCUGACGGGCUAUUGGAGGAUGAUGAUGAACUAGCAAAAAUUGGAGGUCAUCUCUUCGGAAGGUUAGACCGUUUACGGGAUACUUCCUAUCGGACUACCGGGACGUUUGCCUUGCUGCAGAAGUUCGUUGGGGAAUUCCAGGAGAAGCGGGCAAAGGUCACAGAUGAGACCGUCUCAGCGUUCAUGGACGCCAGCAGUGAGAUAGCUGCUACCACGGGGAAGGUUCAGACCGUGAAUUAG